Mesocricetus auratus (golden hamster) is the source of this 2812-nucleotide messenger RNA. Its product is annotated as putative endogenous retrovirus group FC1 Env polyprotein. Lineage: Eukaryota; Metazoa; Chordata; Mammalia; Rodentia; Cricetidae. The transcript has a single exon. The record is from RefSeq and is a predicted model, not a curated record. The coding region runs from base 333 to 920 and encodes 195 amino acids.
UCCUCCCCCAUCCCCCUGACAUGGAACCAGCCACCAAAAUUACUAACCACCUACUGCUUCAAUCUGUACAGGCUCUGCAGCUGGCUCAGGACACUGUGGCCUCCUUGCUUAAGGCUGCUUUCCAAAGUCACCAGCUCAUCCACACCCCUUCUAGCCAGAGACCCUGCUGGAAGCAACUGUACCUCCUCAUCCUGAUCACCUCCGCUGCUGUCAAGGCAUCCAUACCUGGAAACAUCACCCUCAGGUCCAGUGUGCCACUGGGAACGACGACCUAACUAAAGAAAGUGGACUGUCAUCAAGACCUGUGAAGAUCCACUAAAGAUAAGAGUGACAUGGGCUUUAAUUUAAUGAUGCUGUUUUGCUUGGUUAUAUUCCCUUCUGUUCUCUCCUGGAACCCAAAUUGGAAACACCCACCUCCCAGGGCUCCUGUACCAACCAAACCAACCCCUAGGGCAUGGAAAUUCCAUGUAAUUGCCUUGGAAAAUCUCAACAAGACCAUAGCCUCUACCUUCUGUCCCAUCACAGGAUGUGCGAAUACUAUAAGCCUCACUUUUGAUAUAAGGGACACCUGCCAAGGGAAAUGUAUAAAUGACUUUUAUAAUGCUAUGUCCUCUCCUAUAUAUGUCUGUUUUGUAUAUGAACAAACUCGCUCAGACUGUCGGGACCCAAACUAUGGAGGAUGUCCGCACUGGGGCUGCAAAUAUCAUAGCACUUGGCCCAGAUGGGGAGGAGAAAAUCCAUCCAGACUCAACUCGGUUGAUUGGCAUACUAAGGUCACCUACUCAAUCCCUGACCCCUGGAAUGAUAGAUGGAGAACAGGGGUCGUGGGUUAUGUCUAUAGACAUAAUGAGAGGGACACAGCCUUUGACGGGAAGACUAAGAUACUCAUCUUUAGAGCUUUAGCCAAGUUCACUCCUUAAAAUUCCUUUAUUUGAAUGCUAUAACCAAACCAGCUACUAUACUUGCUCUGGCCCUGCUGAUGGGGCUCACCAGCUGACAUCACUUUCUACCACCACCCCCUCCUCCCACUAACCAUACUCCUCUGGCCUCCUUUGAAUCCCUAAUGACCAUGUUAAUACCAUAUACUUGCUCAUGAAUGUUACUAACCCAAAUGCUAUAUCGUAUUGUUGCUUCUAUAUCCUUCAACAACCCCCCCUCACUAUGUAGGACUUGCUAUAUAUCAGAACCUCAUUUUUGGUCACUCCCUUUGCCAACUGUCCAUGGGGGUCUUGCCACUUGACCAUCAAUUUUUUUUAAGUAUGUGUGUGUGUCUGUGUGCGCGCACACUAUCUGCAUGUACAACUUUAUGCCAGAAGAAGGCUUAAGAUCCCACUAUAGAUGGUUGUGUGAGCCACCAUGUGGUUGCUGGGAAUUGAACUCAAGACCUCUGGAAGAACAGCCAUUGCUCUUAACCACUGAGCCAUCUCUCCAGCCCAGAUCAUCAAAUAUCUUAACCCAGACCAAAUUCAAAGUAAGGGGACCCGUUUUUACUCAAAGAGCUGUAAUAUGUCCAAAUCCCCCUUUAUGAAUAAACAGAGAUUAACCGUAAAUAUUUCUCAGCUUUUGGCAACCACACUGUCAGGUGCUCAUUCCUUCCUUCACCACCUGGCUGAAACUGUUUGGCCUGCCUGCACUCAUGGAGUACAUCCAUGCAUGCUUGCUUAUCUGGUAAAUGCGUCAAACCCCAAAAUUCUGUAUCUUGGUAUCUCUGUUCCUCUGAAUGUAUAUUUAGGAUGGUCCAGCAGGAAGACAGCACUUAUAUUUUCAGACUCUUCCAGUCCCCCAGGGCAGGAAACAAACACACAAAAACUAACAAUGUGCACCCCACCUCCUCAUACCUCUCCAUAAGGUUAGGUUCAGCUAUGGCAGAUGCUGCCCCUGGUGCGACAGGAACAGCAAUGACUGACAUUAAUUUAAAAACAUGGGAUGUCAAAUAACCCAAGAUCUAUCCAUAUUAGAAAAAAAAUCUACUGCCAAGCUAGAAAAACAGGUGGGGUCAUUAGCUGAGGUGGUUCUAUAGCAUGGGACUUGCUCUAUGCAGAGCAAGAAGGUUACUGUGCGGCUAUAGAGGAGAAUUGUUGCUAUGCAAACCAUUUGGGAAUCAUUAGAGAUAAUUUGGCUGUGUUCCAGAAACACCUCACAGAAAGGGGAAGGACCUAAAUGGGGGAGACAAAUGGUUCCCAUUCUAAUUUUUCUGGUUUCUCCUGGCCAGCAACUCUGCUGUCAAUGGUCACUGGGCGGGCCCUCAGGCCUCCUGCUCCUGCCGAUCACAGCUGACCCCUACAACAUCAAUGCCUUCACCAGAUACAUAAGUUCACACUUGGGUACUACUAUACUAAUGGCUAUUAGAUCCCAGUAUGAACAGGCACCCACCACAGAGUCAAGGAUUUGACCCAGGACAUACCUCAAAGGGAGAAUGUGAUGAUUAACAUUGUGUUUAAAAUUCAGAAAUUGCUGUGUAAUUGCUCUAACUUGUAAGCUUCUGGUAAAUUGUAGCCUAGUCUUGUGAAAGUGUUUAACAGUCUCUAGUGUUCUUACAAGAUAAUGGGUCACAAGGCUAACUGCCGGUUCUGCUUCUGUCUGGAAAUGCUUGCUUGCUUAAGCUAACUGAGGCAUCUGCAAGACAUCUGGUACAAAAGUUAAGCUCUGCCUGCACGUAGGCAGGAUGAGUGCUAACUAGACCCCAGAACUGUAACCUUGUGGUUUUUGCCUUUAUAAACCCCAGACUAACAAUAGCUGGGAACACACUUUGAGAAUCCCGAGUCUCGGGUGUGGUCCUGGCCAGAAACUAAUAAAGCCUCUCUUAAAAUUC